Molecule: messenger RNA, 5223 nt
Organism: Macrosteles quadrilineatus (aster leafhopper)
Lineage: Eukaryota; Metazoa; Arthropoda; Insecta; Hemiptera; Cicadellidae
Product: gem-associated protein 5
Exons: 23
Coding region: 272-4921 (1549 amino acids)
Molecular function (GO): protein binding
Source: RefSeq, a predicted model, not a curated record
GCCGUUUAAAUCUUUUCUAACCUAUUCAUUCUCAUUGUGAUUUCGACUUCCUACGUUUUGUUGAAAAUUUCUGUUUGGACAUGAAUUUAUUCCUUAUUGAUGAAACUUGAAGAGCUAACCAACCACGUGUUUUUAUUUCUUGUGUUAUCUUCCAUGAACAUCUUUUAAGUUAAACUUAGUCCUUCCAAGCAUUAGCAUAGUUGCUAAAAACAUAGGCCUAGGCUAAAUAAUUUUAAGAAUUAUAAGAAACGAAAAAUCUAACAGGUCGACGAUGGAUACGCGUACGUUGCCUCCUUCGCCUAGUUGGCAACUUAGCAAUAUUCUUGCUUGCAAUGAUGAUGGAUUACUUGCUUAUGGUGCCAGAAGUGAUCUAUCUUUAAUUGAUUUUAAGGCCAAAGGCCAAUUUGAUGUAUCAUUCAUAAAUCGUGCACACAAAGACAAGGUAAAUGUAGUGGUUUUCUCUCCAUCUAAUGGAAGUUUUAAGAACUGCCUAGCGACAUGUGGAGAUGAUGGUUCAGUGCGUGUUUGGGAUUUUAAAGAAUCCCAACAACGGUAUUGUCACUCAGGACACAAGGAUGGCUUGAAGAUAACUGGAUUGGACUGGUCCAAAGCUGACACAAACAGAAUUGUUUCUGUCAAUGAUUUGGGUGUGAUUGUCUGCUGGGACCUGGCUAGCAACACCAUCCGCAGACUUCAUUGUGGAAUAAAAAUCCUACCGUUGUGCCUAGCCUGUUGUCCCAAUGAAAAGGAGUUAAUUGCUAUUGGUUGCAAAAAUGGAAUCACACUCGUAGUAGAUACAAAAGGCAAUGGCAAGAUAGUUCAUCGUCUGCGGGGUCAUGAACAAGAUGUCAUAUCCAUCUCUUGGUGUCCUGUUCCUUACAAUGUCAUCAGGCAUAAAAGGAACAUGGACCCUCAAGCCGGAGGAGACUCGGAUGUGAAGUCGAGGGAUCUGCUGCUGGCCACUGGAGGAGUAGAGAAGUCCAUAUUCAUCUGGCGCACUGGCUCAGAUGGGAGGUUUGAAGUGGUUCUCAACUUGCCUCCUGCCCCAAUUGGCAACACAAGCAACAGAAAGAAGGCACCUAACCAGCUGGUACUUUGGACCAGUGUGCUGUGGGCAGAUCCUUACACACUGUUGUCCACCAGCCAGUUUGGAGAAUUGUUGUCAUGGGACCUGAACAAAGUGUUUGCCAUCAACGACAAAGCCAACCACAAGAGACCCCAACCUAGAUUGCUGCACUCCAGACACAACAAAGGCUGCUUUAGCAUCGCAACUCCAGUCUUGACUGAAACCUUGGAUAAAGGGGAUGAACGAUUGGUCUGGACAACGGCGAUGGACAAACAUGUGUUGGCAAGCAAGAUAACAACGGGUUCUGUAAUUCUGGACAUCCCUACCAUGGGAGGAGCCGUGUACUGUAUGGCCAUCAGUCCGUUGGAUCCCAACAGGCUUGCAAUUGGCAGCAGUGACAGUAAAGUGUUUGUCUGGAACCUAGGUGACCAAACCAAUCUGCAGAUCAGCAGUUAUUGGAAGAAAAUAAUUGGCAAAGUCAUGGCUCUGUGUUGGCACCCUCGGGAGGAGAACUGGUUAGCAUACGGCACCAGUGACGGACACGUUGGUCUGAUAGACUUGGACAGCAACAAGCUGCCCGUGCUGUUCCGUCUGCAUCACCGCAAGCAAGUGUAUCGUCUGUGCUGGGCCGCGCCACUGAUACCGGCCGACACAGACCACAAGGACCAGCUGGCGUUGUACUCAGUGGGGGAUGGAGACAUACUACAGUACGCCGCGGACAUAAAUAACCCUAACAAAGAACCAAUAUCAUUGAAUACUUCAGUCCUGAAUGCCAUCGAUGCAAGUCUGAACUUUAAAAAGAACCUUGUACGUUCUGAGAUUGUAUUCAAGCAUGACAAUUCUUGCUUUGCUGUUGGGAAUGAAAAUGGAUCAAUGUACAUCUUGAGCUGUAAGACAGUGAAUCUGCUGCAUGUCGUCUACCCUCACAAGAAGUUGAUGAACAACCUGGAGUGGCAUCCGGAGACUGUGGCCAGUGACAAUAAUAUAUCUCCUUACAAAGACUGGCUAGCUACUACUUGUGAGAACAUCAAGGUCUACAACAUACCUGCUGAGGGUCAGCCUGAGUUGGUGGCGACUCUGUCAGGCCACUCCAUGAAGAUUGUGGGUCUUGCCUGGAGCCCUCACUACAAUGGCAGACUCCUCUCCACAUCCUACGAUUCCUCUGUGCAGAUAUAUGAUGUACCCUCUCAGUCUUGCAUGGGAGUGUAUCUGAAACACACUAUGUCUGUCAUGUGUGGUUACUUCAGUCCUUUAGACCCCAACAUUGUCAUAUCUGGCUCUAGUGACAACACAGUCAGACUGUGGCACAUGUCCGAGCUACAAGCACCUUCUACCUGCAGGCCAGAGAAAAAGAAAGACAUAGAAAAAUUACGCAAGAAGCAAACAGUGGAAGUGCAAGAGGCAACAGAGCUCACAGUGGGUAUGUCUGAUCUAUCUCUAAAUAAUGAAAACCCCUCCAAACACAACACUUCAGCCAACUCCAGCAUGAACAGUAAUUCACAUUCUCCAACUAGCAGCAACAAAAGUUUGGAAGACUUUAGGAAGCGACAGAAAAGUAGAAAUAUGUUCAGCGUAACUGGGACUAAGCUGGCUCAAGCCAAGCAUUUCAAUGUGCUGUACCAGCGUUGGUCUGCGUCUCGCUCUGCAGUCAAGACAGAGGUGGAGGAGAAAGUGUCUGUGGAGGAGCUUGGAUAUCUCGACUUCUUUGGUGACGACAAAAGCAUGCCCAGACUACUCAUGGUGGAAGAGAAUCACCUGUCUACCCAAGGGUUAGUAAACAUCCAGUUGGUUCAACAGUCCAUGUUGUGGCGUGGUCAAGUGUCUCAGCUUCUCACACAGGCUAUCACUAAGAAGCAGCUCUCUGAUUGGCUGGUGUCUCUGGCGCCCAUGGCUGGGUUUGAUAUGUGGGAGAAAGCUAGUGAAGCGUACUCAGCCCAGUUGGUGGAGUGUGGCGAAGUUGUGAAAGGUUCAUCUUACCUGCUUCAAAUAAACAAGGUACACGAGGCAGUGAGACUGUUGGCCGACUACAAGAUGUACCGAGAGGCCAUCGCCAUCGCCAAGUGUCGUCUGGCACAUGAUGAUGAGUUGACAACCGAGGUAUACACAGAGUGGGCCACCACUACCCGACAACAGGGCUCUUUGCAACUGGCCGCUCACUGCUUCUUGGCUGCGGGCAACAUUCAGGCUUGUAUUGAGACACUGGCGCGAGACAAGGAGCUCAAGUCUCUCAAGAUGGCCGCCACCCUAGCCUCACAACAUGGCUUCCCUGAGCUGGCCAGUAGCCUCGCCACAGAAUGUCUAACCAUGGCUGUCCUGGCUGGUAACCUGGCUGUGGGACUGGAGCUGGUCAACAGCUUACCUCAGUUCCAGUCGUGGUGCUUGUGGCUGGCCGCUGCUGAGGUGGUGUCCAAGGUGAAGAACCGCAGCGAGAUAGAGGCUAUCAGCUGGGUGACCGGGCUACGUCAGGCACCUAUCAGUCUCUGGGACCAUCUGACCACCUCGUGUGCUAGCCUCGGCUCUACCUACCACAAGCUAUUGACGCACCUGUCCACCAACAAGACGCCUGAGUUUGAGCGAGAUGUAUGGUAUAUUGUGAGUGGGCAGCUUGCCGCGGCGUGGGGAGCCCAGUCUGAGGCUACGCCAGCUCACUGUCUACGGCACUUGGUGUCAGCUCUAUCUGCCGCCUUCCACUACCAGAACAACCAUCCCUCUAGCACUGUCACACUGCUCACUUUGGCUGUCAUGGCCCCUCACGGUAUUUUCAGCAAGGAAAGCAUUCUGACCAAAGAGUAUGAAACUCUUGAAGAAAAGCAGCUUAUGAAGAGUUUAAAAGCAUUUGUAUGCGCUUCCAUCAUCCAUUGGUUGAAUAAUAACUGGAAUAAGGUAGCUACACUGAGGCUCAAAUCUUCGGGACAGAGUAAUGCUGAAGAAAGCACCAUCGAAGAAAUAGAUUUCAAAGUUGAGUGGCUUGUGGAUCUGAUUACAAAAUAUUCUCCUGAGGUUCUUGAUGGAGAGAGUAUUUCGUUUUUUGUCAAAAAGGCUCAAAAAGAAGAGUUGUUGAGCCGUGUUACUGCAGAAAACAUCAAGAAGAGUGCAGUAAGGAAAAGCGAUAGCAAAGAGAAGACAAACCAGACUCAGAAUAAAGUUGAAAGUAGUACAGGAAGUAAAUUAAGUGAUAGCAAGAACCAAGAAGCCAAAAAGACUGAAGAAAAUCUAAAUUUGACUAGAGAAAAUAAAGAAUGUCCAUCAGUUGAACAUCAAAACGAGCAGAUAGAAAUGAACAAUCCUGAGACUGAUAAACAGGUUGGUUCUUGUGUGCCUGAUAAAACACAAGAAAACUCAAAUGGAAAGGACACUGAACAAAGAAAUGCAAUUGUUACUCAGAGUACAACCAGUUCAGUAGAGAAAAACUCUGAAAAUGUUAUAACUAAUACAAAUGGUAAUAUGCCGAACCAAGGGUCAAAUGGAAGCAUAGAAAAAGAACAUGCUUUUGAUGCUCAAGCUGAUGGAGAUGAAACAAUCUCAAAAAUACAAGAUAACUCCGAAAAAUGUGUACCAAAUGAUGAAUCUAAUGGUAUCGUUAUGAACCAAGGUUCUAAUGGAAGCACAGAGAAUGAAAGGUCUCUUGAUGCUAAAUCUAAUGGAGAAGACAAACUUUCAAAGUUACAAGAAUUGAAAAAACUUGAAGAAACCAUCUCUCAGUUUGAAUCAACACAUGUGUCAGUGCCUAGCCCCUUUACUUUCUAUGCUAACAUAAAAUAUCUGCUAGACCAAGUUGUUAGCAAACAGGACCCCAAAGUGGCCCAACAACUGCAAGAAAACUGUGAUAACUUGUGGAAGAAGUCCCAGCAAUGAACUUUUGUUCCUUCGUGUACCUGUGUUACUUAGUAUCAUAACAGUUGAUUUUACUUUUUUACCAGUAUUACCUCUUUUGUUUUUACUUUAUAUUUUAGAAAGUGACAUCAUUUUCAGUAAAUAGGCUAUUUGAAUUUUGUUAUUAUCAUCAUAGAAGUAGGCUUACUAGUAUCUCAGGCCAAUUAUUUUGAAAUUGUAAAAUUUUUACUCAACAUAAUUUUUGUUCUAAAGAAAGAUUAAUUUUCUUUUAAGAUUGGAAAAAUAACAGAUAAAAGUUUUUUUAGUUGUUUAGUAAAAGAUAA